Molecule: messenger RNA, 1307 nt
Organism: Wyeomyia smithii (pitcher-plant mosquito)
Lineage: Eukaryota; Metazoa; Arthropoda; Insecta; Diptera; Culicidae
Exons: 4
Coding region: 95-1297 (400 amino acids)
Source: RefSeq, a predicted model, not a curated record
CAUUGUGGUGCCGCACGUGCCACUGGAAAGCUUGUACGCGAUCGUGAGAAUGUGAAUUUAAUCCCAACGAUAAGUGAUUUUCUUCGGGCGCAAAAUGGCUAGAACAGUCGAAUGGAUGCUGCAAGUGACGUUGAUGGUGCUAGCAGUUUGGUCGAAUGUUAUUGGUACGGCGGCGGCCGGUGCUAUUGGAGCUAGGAAGCCACGGGGUUUGCCCGGAUUCGCAAUCACCAGUCGAGACCGGAGAUUUCUCCCCAUCUUCACAUUAUACCAGUGGGGUCAAGGAUUGUGCUCGGCAUCUUCGGGAGAGUACGGCUCAUGCCAGCCGAAUAACGAAUGCAGCUUAAGAGGUGGCAUCCCUGCAGGCCCAUGUGCUGGAGGUUAUGGCACAUGCUGCAUAUUUAUGGCUUCCUGUGGGGGAGUGGCUCGCGAAAACGGGACCUAUUUCGUGAAUCCUAAUCAUCCGGAUACGACGGAUGGAACGGGGAGCUGCCAACUGACAGUUCUCAAGAUGCAUCCCGACAUCUGCCAGAUCCGGCUGGACCUGGACCAAUUCUCCAUUAGUGGGCCGGAAACUGUCAAUCACAUCUGCAACAAUGAUCAGUUCCUCGUUUCCGGAGGUAGUCCUGCACCCACUAUUUGCGGUUCGUCUAAUGGAGAUCAUAUGUAUGUCGACGCAGGUAUGGGACAGAGUAAUCCCAUCAUACUGACGGUAAUCACGAGUGGUCCCAGCUAUCCACGUUCAUGGAGAAUCCGAAUCUCACAAAUACCUUGCAGUACCGUUUCCAAGGCAGAGCAAGGAUGUUUGCAAUACUUCACAGGCGUUAGUGGAAGGAUAAAAAGUUUUAAUUUCGACACUACCAGUGGCCGACAAUUGUCGAAUCAGGAUUACAGUCUGUGUAUCCGAACCGAACGAAACUUUUGCAGUAUACAAUAUACGGCCUGCCCGGAUACGGGUCGAAAUCGAUCCCGGACUUUCACGCUGUCCGGUAACUCCAAUAGUGCUGUCCAGGCGAUGAUUGGAGGCGGCACUCAGGGUACUCCGAAUUCCUGCACCAACGAUUGGCUGAUGAUCCCUUGUGCGAAGGUAGCGGAUCGAUUACCAAUGGCCAGUACCUGUGAAGAUAAAAUCUGUGGAGGAACGUUUAACGCAGAGGUUAGUUCCAGCGAAAGGACAGUUGUGUCUACGAUACGACCCUUUCGACUGGCCUUCCACACGGAUUCAGUCGAAUCACCAACCGAUGUUGAUAAUAGGGGAUUCUGUUUGGAUUAUGUCCAACAACCUUGUACCAGUAAUUGAAUUAUGUAAU